CACUGGGCGGACUUGUUGCUUGGGUGGUGGCCGAGGGAUGGCGAAUGUGCGGGUGGCCGUGAGGGUCCGGCCCCUCAGCAAGAGGGAGACCAAAGAAGGAGGAAGAAUUAUUGUGGAAGUUGAUGGCAAAGUGGCAAAAAUCAGAAAUUUAAAGGUGGACAAUCGACCAGAUGGCUUUGGAGACUCCCGGGAGAAGGUUGUGGCAUUUGGCUUUGAUUACUGCUACUGGUCGGUCAACCCAGAGGAUCCUCAGUAUGCAUCUCAGGAUGUGGUUUUCCAGGAUUUGGGGACUGAAGUAUUGUCUGGAGCUGCUAAAGGCUACAACAUCUGCCUUUUUGCCUAUGGGCAGACAGGCUCUGGGAAGACAUACACCAUGCUGGGGACCCCAGCUUCUGUUGGGCUGACGCCACGGAUAUGUGAGGGUCUCUUCAUCAGGGAGAAGGACUAUGCCCCACUGCCUUCCUCUUGUAGGAUAAAAAUAAGUUUCCUGGAAAUCUAUAAUGAACGAGUACGGGAUCUGCUGAAGCAAUCUGAUCAGAAGAAGUCCUACACUCUGCGGGUCAGAGAGCAUCCAGAGAUGGGGCCCUAUGUACAAGGUUUAUCUCAACAUGUAGUUACCAACUAUAAGCAAGUAAUUCAACUCUUGGAGGAGGGAAUAGCAAACAGAAUCACAGCAGCUACUCAUGUUCACGAGGCCAGCAGCAGAUCCCAUGCCAUCUUCACUAUCUACUAUACACAGGCAAUCCUGGAGAACAACCUCCCCUCUGAAAUUGCUAGCAAGAUCAACCUUGUGGACCUAGCAGGCAGUGAAAGAGCAGAUCCCAGUUACUGUAAGGACCGCAUUACUGAAGGAGCCAAUAUCAACAAGUCUCUUGUGACUCUGGGAAUUGUCAUCUCCACCUUAGCCCAGAAUUCUCAAGCAUUCAGCAGCUGUCAGAGCCUCAACAGUGCAGCCAGUGAUGGUGGUGACAGUGGGAUCCCUAGCUCUCUGUCUGGGACCAGCAGUGGAGUGGGGUCCUCCCGGAGGCAGUCUUACAUCCCGUACCGGGACUCCGUGUUGACCUGGCUGCUGAAGGACAGUCUUGGGGGCAACUCCAAAACUAUCAUGGUUGCUACUGUGUCUCCUGCACACACUUGCUACAGUGAGACCAUGAGCACCCUGAGAUAUGCAUCCAAUGCCAAACACAUCAUCAACAAGCCACGGGUAAAUGAGGAUGCAAAUAUAAAACUGAUCAGAGAACUCAGGGAGGAGAUUGGAAGACUCAAAGCCAUGCUGCUGAGCUUUGAACUGAGAAACUAUUGUCCAUUGAAUGAGGAAAAGGAUGAGAAUCUGAAGGAGUUGGUUCUCCAGAAUGAAUUGAAGAUAGACCAGCUGACUAAAGACUGGACCCAGAAGUGGAACGAGUGGAAGGCCCUCAUGGAACAUUACAGAGUGGACAUCAACAGGAGGAGGGCUGGUGUGGUCAUUGACUCCAGCCUGCCCCAUCUAAUGGCCUUGGAAGACGACGUACUCAGCACAGGUGUCGUGCUCUAUCACCUCAAGGAGGGGACAACAAAAAUAGGAAGGAUUGACUCAGACCAGGAACAGGACAUUGUCCUACAGGGGCAAUGGAUUGAGAGAGACCACUGCACUAUCACCAGUGCCUGUGGGGUAGUCAUUCUGCGACCUGCCCGGGGGGCCCGCUGCACAGUCAACGGCCGGGAGGUCACUGCCUCCUGUCGUUUGACCCAAGGAGCAGUCAUAACCCUGGGGAAAGCACAGAAGUUCCGAUUCAACCACCCUGCAGAAGCCGCUGUCCUGCGGCAGAGAAGGCAGGUCGGAGAGGCUGUCGGUGGCAGUGGCUCUUUGGAAUGGUUGGACUUGGAUGGAGAUGUCACUGCCUCCCGGUUGGGUCUCUGCCCUUUGCUUUGGAAGAAAAGGAGAGUGCUGGAAGAGCAGAGUGACGAGGACCACCAGCCACUGAGGGCUGGAGAGGCGCCCCACAGGGCCCAGAUUCAGCAGCAGCACUACGUGGGGGAUUUGAGGCAGCGAAUCCUAACAGGACAGAUUAGAGCCAAGCAGGAUCUGGAGUUGGACCAGGCGCCCAUCAGCCGGCAAAUUAAAGACAAGCACGAGUGGCUCUUCAGAGAAGAAACUUGGCCAGCUGGCUUGCAGCAGCAGCAAGACCACGUGGCAGAGAAAGAACUUGAGGCCUGUGUGCCACCUGGUGCUUGGCUUCAGGCAGAUCCUGAGACUCCACUAUCCCCACUGGUCCGAAGCCAGAAGAGGGAGGUGCGACUCCAACUUGGGCGCCGGAAAGUACUUCAGGCAGCACGGCGGGACAUCCGGCGGCGAAGAAAGGCCUUCUUCCAGCUAGAGAGAAUCAUCAGCAAGCAGAGGCUGCUGGAGGCCCAGAAGGGACUGGAGCGGCCCACGGCAUUGUGCUGGAUCCAGGAUGACUGCACCCAAAAGCCCCCACACCGGGUACCCAGCACUGACGCCAUGGUACCAGGGUCUCAACGUGGAAGCAGACGGACAGGUUGCAGUUCUUUGAGCCUCCGAAGGCUCUGCAGCCUGUACUUUCCUCACCUACACAGUAUUUUCCUGAAUCGGGAUCCCUCCACCGUGUUACCUCCUAUGCCUGAUCCUACUGACCAAAUAUCAGAAAAAAUUCCAUCAGAAGAGUAUUUGCCCCAGGCUGCUUCUUACCCUCCAAGGACAGGAUACCUCAGUAAGAAUGCCCUCUAUUCCUCAGGCAAGGGGCAUCACUGCAUUGCUAAAGGGGCCUUGGCAAGGAAAGGAACCUCAGCGUCAGGCACCGCCCUCACUAUGAGUUCUGAAUCUACCAGCAUCCAGGAAAUGGAAAGAGUGGGUAAGCAGCCCUGUCAGAUGGUGUCCCAGAGCCUAACAUCUAUGGAUCAUUCAGCCUACAAGCUAAAGCCAAGGGAUGAGCCAGAUGCACUCACCCCUUACACCUGUACCAGGAGGGGUAGGGAACCAGCAGACCCUGACCACACACGAGCAGGGUGGCGAAAAGAAGGGAACCUUGGGACCCACAAGACUUCUAAGGGAGCCUGUUGCAUUUCCUCAUGUCCCCGUGGACCCAAACAGGCAUCUGGGCAUGGAAAGGCAGCCAAGACUUUCUGGGUGGAAUCCAAACCACCACCUCCAACUAGGGCAUCCAAAAGGCAGCAGAGGGUUAUGGUCAAAGACAUUGCCAAAAAGUCCUCCCUUUUGCUUCCUGGCAGCCCUUUGAGGGGGCAACACAUUGUGGGAGAUCCUGACUCCACAUCCUCACUCACGGAUUUCAGCCCCAGUGUGGACCACAUAAGAGAGAAAGAUGGUGACUUAUCUGAUGCAGAUAGCAGUUACUCUGUGGAUUCUCUCUCUUGUGUCUACACCAAAGCCCUAAUGAAACCACUAAAGCCAGACGACCCCCAGGAGAAAGAACAGGAUCUCCCAGAGCCAGAGAACUCCGAAAGUGAGGAUGGCCAAAUAUCUGAGGACUCACUGGCUGAGAAGGGGUAUGAGAGCCCACCAGACAGCCCAAGGAGUAGUUACCUUCCCAAUGGCCAUGGCCACCGUAGGGUCAGAGUGAGAGCCUCUGUGAGGGGCUUCACUGCAUCCUCAAGCAGUGGACUAUUCACCCAAACUCAAAGGAGCUUUUCCCUGGAUAGCCUGCUUGAUGCCCAGGAGGAACUGAGGGGAGGUCAGCAAGAAGAGCCUUUCUUCAGUUCGGCUGAUGAGAUGCCCACAGAGACUUUUUGGCACCUACAGACCUCCAGUCUGCCCACAGCGGACCAGGAGGCAAUGUACAACCUUGGUCCCAUCCAUCAUGGAACAGGAGCCAGGCUGAAUGCCAUCCUGCCAGCGAGCAGUUCAUUUUAUCUUGGGCCCCCUCCCCAGCCCCCCUGUGAGCAACCUGAGUCAGAGAUAGAGGCAAGCUCCCCUGAACAGGCAAAUGUACUCCAAGGCCUGCAGCUUUCAAGAGGGAGCCCUCUGUUGUCCAUGGAUUCCUGGUUUUCCUGUGACUCUAAGAUCAAUUCCAGCAGUCCCUCAGGAAUAGUGGGUUCUUUAUGUCCAAGUCCUGAGGUCCAGGAAUCUCAGCCCUGUGGAUGGGAGAAGCCUGGACACUGGCAAAAUAUGGAAGAACUAAAGCCAUCAGGGGCAGAAACACUCCUGCCCUACAGCUCCAAACUGCCCCGAGGUGGUGCUGAGCUGCCUGGCCAUGUAAGCAGCGUGCACGCAAUCCCUGCUUCUGAUACUUCUAGGCUAUCACUCUGGGGGUCUUACAGGCUUCUUCAGCCACGAGUUGCUGGCAUCUUUCGGACCAAAGGUAUCUCUGACACAGCCCAGGAGGCCAACCCUGAAGUAUCCAACAAGUCCAGUGUGCCAAGCGUUUUGGCUGCCUCUGUGGCCUCAUUCACUCAUGUAGGCAGCGCCCAGGAGAGGGACUGGGCUGCCCUUCAGCAAAAGUACCUCCUUGAACUGUCCCAUCCUGUGUUGGAGGCUGUUAGAGAACCCAGGCCAGCUUUCUCCUCCCUGGAAGAAGACUCUGCCUCCUUGACCCAAGCUUCUGGCAAAGAAACAGAUACUCUAUUGCCAGUUGGUUCUGGGGUAUCAAGUAGUCUGGAUUUCAACAACCUUCCUAUCCAUUUAUCCAAAAUUAGAUGUUUGAGAGCAGAGAAAGAACAGGACAGUUUGAGUGCUGAGUUAAAAGGGACUUCAGAUUUCUUUAUAACUAGAGAGAAAGAGGUGAGUCAUAGUGGAACUUACUCAGCUGAUAUAGAAUCAUUGACUUCUGGAACUACAAAUGCACCAGUCUUUGCAGCAAACAAGAUAGCAAACUCUAUGACUGAAGCAUGUGAAGCCAAGCAGAACAGCUUGGAAAAGUCUUCUCACAGUAAUGGGAAACCUCAACUGAUCACUUCCUCUGAUGAAUACUUUUUCCAGAGGAGCCUUUGUCAUGGUCAUGUCUCCAUAGCCACUAAAAACCACUCGCCCCAGGGCUGGGGUUCUCUUAGGGAGAAGAGUGCAGGCCAGGAGGGGCAGUUCAGUCCCUGUGGCUACCCAUGCCUUCAGGAAGAGAAGGUAGACUAUCAGGAGAGCUCCAGGGAAGUGGUUGGAAGACACCCAAGCGUUUCAUUUGCGUCAGGUCCAAAGCGGUACCCUCACUCUGCCACCAGGAAUCCAUUCCUGUCUUGCUUAAAGCCACCUCCCUUGGAGACAUUCUAUGUGACCAAAAGCCGGGAUGCCCUGACAGAAACUGCCUUAGAGAUCCCGGCUUGCAGAGAAUCAAGAGUGCCUUCCCCACCCCCAAGAGAAGCCUGGGGCUUUGGUCAUGACCAUCAGGUUCUCCAAAAUAUUUAUUUGAAGAAUAAUUGGCCAGUGCUAUUACAAAACCAGAAUUCCAAGAUUGUCUCAUCUCAGCAGGUCACAACAGGGAGGCCAUUUGAUCUGAACACCAAGGAAGUUAGCAGAGAAAGAGGGCAGGGCUCUGGAAAUAUUGAAGAAGAAAGCCAUAAUUCAGUUUAUUUUUUUGUUGCUCAGAACAGACAUUUUCUUUCAUCUACUAGCACAGAAGUAUGUGAAUUUGAAAAUCAAGUUGGAAUUUUAAAUGAACACAGUCUUUCAGAGCGCAAGGAGGGAGAAAAGGCCACUGUACAGUCCUACUGCAAUGUUUGCUCAAGUCGUUCUAGGUCUAGGAAGCCUCUCCUUAUUUGUGAGUCUGAGGCAGAUGAGGAAGAAGAGCAGGAUCACGAUGUAGUCCUAAGGCAGACUCAGGCCUUUGAUAUGAACAGACAGUUUCCUUCUGGGGCCAGGUCUGAUUUCAUCUAUGAAACCAUCAAUUUAGCCCUUGACAAGGACAUGCUGGGGGAAACUGCUAUUUCUUUGCAGUCCAGAUCAGUACAUCAUAGAGUAAGUAGCCCAAACAUGAUGGCCCCGGAUGAGAGUCUAGCUCACAAGGCUGAGAGGAAGAAUGAAUCUGGGCUUCUUGGGAAAGCUCUCUAUUCCAAAGGCCACUCAAAAGAGUUUAAGCUUCCACAGACAGAGUCUACAUAUGAAAGAUUCCAGUCAGUUACAUGCUCUCAGGAAAAAAACCUGAGUGAAUGUAAGGGCCCUGGAAGGUCACAAAUAAUGUUAAGCCCUAAAGAAGAACCUUCUGGAAAGAAACAAAAUAAAAGAGUCAACAAUGCUGAUGAAAUGGCCAGGCUGAUUAGGAGUGUAAUGCAGCUGGAAAGUGGCAUCUUGGAAAUUGAAUCCAAGCAAAAUAACCAGCCAAAUGCUUCUCACUCACCGGGAGUCAAAAAAGAGUUUGUGUUCCAGGACCAGAGGGACCAGGAGAUGGCUGACUAUGUCCUGAGGCCAGGCAGCUUUGGAAACCACAUGUUUUUGAAGGAUCAACCAUCUCCAAAGCAGAGAGAUGAUGUUACCUUUAGGGAUAACAAAGCUGGAGAAAUGGAGGUUAACAGUAGCAUUGGGAAAGGUCCCUGGGUCGAGAAAACCACCUUGUACCCCUUCGAGUCAAGGGAAUGUGUAGAAGACAAUUUUGCGAAAGAGUACACUCUCUUAACUGUAUUAGACACACCCUCCCCGGACACAUGUGGUGAUGUAGGGACAUGUACAGCUGGUAGAGUGUUCGCAGACAUUUGUGCUGAUCCAAGAACCAAGGCAUUGGCUGGUGCUCUGCCAUUGCAGCUGAGCCCCAAGAUGUCUUCUAAGAAGGAGGCCAAAGCAGGGAAUGCAUCUGCAAGCUCCAGAGGACAGCCCUGUGGUUUGGGAAGUCUUGAGGAACUGGAAGCUGUGGAAAGUUUUGGGGAAAGCCAAGUUGCCAAAUGUAUAAGUAGUUGUAAGCAAGAGGAACCCAAAGUUCAAGGCAGAGUUGAGGAGAUGGCUGUGCGAAGUGGAGGGAGCCUACAGGAGGAAAACACAGUGAUCUUGUCAACUCAGAAACUUCGUAGCCCAAGCCGGCAUUGUAUGGGUACAUCUUCCAGCCAGGAGAUUGGCCCAUUGCUGAGUCGGCGAGACUCCUCUGCAGUUCCUCAUGGAGACCUGAGCAGUACCUUGUCCUUGAAUUGUCCAAGGCUGCCAAGAGACUGUCUUCAUGCACGUGAUACUGUAGGCAUCUCUUCAGUUGACUAUGUGCUGGAUCCCACAAUGUUGAAAAUGCCUGACAGUGCCUUGGUAACUGGAGCAGGGUGUCAGAAUCUGAGUGGAGAGCCCCAAAGCCACAGUCCUCAGGGAGAUGUUAGAGGGGGCUCCUCCCUGGCACACUCUGCUUGGUGUGGGUCUGUGACAUCCACAGCCAUGGGAUCUCAUGGUCAAUCCCAUGUAUCAGAGAGCAUUCCCCUGGCGGCAGAGGGCCACAGAUCAGCAAUUACCCAAGACCAAGGAGAGGACCUCAGAAGCAUCUCAAUGGGCUUGAGUCCCAGAGAGGGUUUUGUUUCUGAAGCUGAGGCAGCUGCACAAAGAGGAACAGAAAGAACCAGUUCCCUGAAUAGGGUCUCUAGCCCACUUGAACAGAAGGCCCACUGCAUCUUAGAAGAGGGUAACAGGCAAGGCCAGCACGUGAGGCAGAAGGCAGAGAAGGAGGCUGAAGACCUCAGUUCUCCUAGCAGCCCUUUCUCAGCACCUGUGUCCCUGAGGGACACCCUGAGGGUGCCUCACCCACAGCACUGUGCUCAUACUUCCACGGGCCUUGCUAUGUUGGAGAUCAGACAAGCAAAGGCCCAGGGAAAGCAGCUUCAUGACUUUGGGGCUAAGGACAAAAUUCUUUCUUACUAUGAGACUUCAUUAGGACCUGAAUGUUCUUCAGGGACCCCAGCUGGGUCUCAAUGUCCGCAAAGGGACCAGUUAGUGUCAGACAAGACCGGGAAUGAGGCUGAAGCACAAGGAUUGCAUGUGGCAUCUCUCUCUGCUACAUCAGGACAUCUGUUGACUAAUGAGAGGGAAGUUCCUCAGGUCACACCCCUCCCUGCAGACAGCUUUCAACAUCCACCCAACACGGAGACUAAAACAGGGCCAUGGCGUCCCUCACAGACUUCUUCCCAUGCAGCCCCAACUCUAGGCAAAAGCCAUUGUGCUGGAGAACUGAGACAUUUUCUGGGAACUGGUGAACAGUUUCUGUGUCACUCUUGUUCUGAAAUCACAGAGAAAAAGAAGAAAGCACCCCGAACACCUUCCUCUUCUGAUCCUGUGGGCUCAGGCAGCUUUCCGUCAACAGUUGUGGAGGACAGGAGGGAAAUAUCAGAGGAAGUAGUGGCUCCCUUUUCUUGGGCCCCUAAUGACGACCCUGGCAUGAUUCCACAUGGGGGAAACCAGUUAGCUCUGUGGGAGACUGCAGGGGCCAUGCACCCUGGUGGUCAGGAGUGCAGCCCAGUGCAUCAAGAUCCUAGAAUUCUAGAUACCACUUGUGGAGGAGGUUCAGGUAAUUUUUUAGUGGCUGCACAGGGAGGAAAAACAACCUAUUCUGAAAGUCAGCUUGUGACCUGUGAUGUUCAGAAUUCUGUCAGCCUGUCAGUGCAUACCCAGGACCACUCCCAAUGCCUUGAGGCUUCCACUGGCUUAGAAGAAGGGGGGUCAAAUCCCAGACAGGCUACCAUCCUGCCUAGAGCCCUGAGGAGUGUUGCACCAGAAGCUGCCUCACAGCAGUGUGUGAAGUGGAAGGAGAAUGUUGGCUGUGGGCUGGCAGAAGCCCACAGUGCUGGCAGCGAGCAUCCCAGACUGACUCCAUUGCCAGAUCAAAGACCUAGUUUGGGUCCUGGGGGAGUUCAGGAGCAGGCCCAGUGCAGGUGCCCACAGCCAACUUCCUUUUGUGUUGUCUUCUUAGGGAACAUUGAAAGCAGCAGGACUCUUAGUGCAUCUGGGGGACAGGAAGACAGCAGAACAACUCCUUGCAAUCCUCAACCUGUCACUUCUCUUGCCCGUUUCUCACUACCCUCCACUUUACCGUGUCAUAGGGAUGGUGACCUGGGAAAGGAGAGUUCCAAGGCUGCCCCACAAACUCUCCAGCCACCCUGCAUAGUGCCUUCCAGAGCCUGUGGAAUGGAUGAGAGAGGAGAGAGCUAUGCCGGGGAACUUGAAGUGCUCUUGGCACCAGGUCUUGAGCCCAAAGGCAUUCAUAGAGAAAUUGGGCCAACAGACAGCAGCACUCUGGAGCCUUCUACUUCUGCUGCUGUCCUAUCUAUGGCUCAAAGGGACAGCUCCCCUUCUGUAUCUCAUGUUGGGGCAAAUUCACUGAGCCACUCAGUGGCUGAUGGAAGCUCAAGGUUGGUAGAGUAUCCUGAGAAAAAGGAUGCCAAGAAGAAAGCCAGCACAGAGCUUGAGGCUGCCUUUUCCUCUGCAGCAACAUGGUCUGAGCCACUGAGGAUGUUUCUGGACAGCUCUGGAGGUGACCACAGUAAACAAGAGUCUCAAACCAAACCAGAACCACCUUUAACAACUGAGAGACCACACACCCUGGAUUUAAGUGAAGGGUCUGUUGAGAGUGAGCUUCUGGGGGAACCACAGCAUGGAUAUUUAGGAAAUGCAAUCCAAUGCCUUCCAGAAAAGCCACAACUUUCCACUAAGUCCAGAGAUCACAGUGGCUUGGAUCCCCAAGCCACGUUUGUAGCAAAGUUAAAACACAUCUGCAGGCAGCAAGCUGAUGGGCCCUGGGAGGAGGAAGAGCAGCAGAGAGAUCAGGCUUCAGGUCGUGGUAAAGAGCCUGCCCAGGGCAGGAAUUCUCAGCCUUCUCAUGAAGUUGGCUUAGACAGCUGUCAGAUUAGAGAUGCAGGCAGAGAGGAGGCAUGUGUAGCCAAGGCCUCUGUGUCUAAGCUCUCAUCGGGCUUCAAAGACUCAACUAGCAUGCCUUUGGAGCAAAGUGAAGCCCCACAACCCACACCCCCGAGCCCUGGCCUGCCUGCCUCUGGCACAGAGCAGCCGGCUCCCCCCAGCAGGGGCUCACUUCCUGUGAUUGCAGUCGUCUCUGGCCCCAAACACUCUAGGUCCUCCUGCAGACCACAGUUCUCUGUGGUCAGCUCUUCCCGGUCUCUUCUGGAGCUGAAUAUGAGUGUGGAGCCUCCUUCCCCCACAGAUGAAUAUACACAGGAGCCUAACAGAUUGUGGUUUCCACAUACCAGGGACUACUUCUCAGGUAAUUCAGCAGUGAGAACAUCUCUGAAAGCUGAGGGCUGCGGUCAGAGAGCCCCAUCUAACUUGGACAAUAGCACUGCUGACCACGGGCCCCCAAAACCUGCCACCCCUCCUUAUCCAAGGUCAUCAGCUCUCUCUUGCAUGCCAACUCCUGAUUUCAUGACCAGUUGGACAUCUAGUACCCUGGAAGAGACCUGGCAGGAAAGUCCAGAGAGACUGGGUAGCCAGGCCAGGCCAGAAAAGUGGCACUCCAAGGCAGACAAAGGAAUGUUACACUUUGACUCCAGUGACAUCCAUCCCUACAUCCUAUCCUAUCCAGAGGGGCCUGUGCAGAUCGGCUGGAAGCAGUAUGUGUUUGGCAAUGCGGUGGAUGUCUCCUCUGGCCAGACACCCCAGAGCCUGAUACCAUCAAACAUGGCCCAUUGUUCAAGCAUGGACAAUGGCCUAGAACACCAGAACUCUCCACUCUCCUCCCACCUCAGCACCUCUGCCAAUGCCCGGGACCUGUCGAGCCCACACAGUGUGGGAAAUGCCCAGGGUUCACUUGAGGCCUGGGAAGUAUGGGGCCCCUCAUUUGCUUUGGAGAACCUCCACAUCCUGAAGAGCCCUGAGGGAGCAACCGCCAGUAAGGGUCCUGACAAGAGAGCGCAGUUCCUGGGAACCCCUGAUGAAGCAGGCUGGCUGAGGAGGGAUCCUCUCUUGGCUGAAGGGAGUGCUGCAGGUCCAGUAGAUGAGAUUACACUGCUGUGUCCAUCAGAGGCAGGUGGUCCUGUGGGACCGUCCAGGAUGGGCACCUUGGAGCAGGGCACACAGACCAUGGGGUGCAGUCUCCGCUGGAGCUCCACCGAACUCUCUGCUCAGCCAGAAGCCAAUGCAGUGCCAGGCUCUGGUCUGGUCUCCUGGACCAGCAUGCAUAAUCUGUCUCUCCACCUCUCACAACUGCUGCACAGCACCUCAGAGCUGUUGGAAAGUCUUUCCCAGCCAGGUGUGGCCGAAAAGGAACAGAACAUCAAGAGGGAGACCCCAGAUGAGGUGACGCAGGCCCUUAUGAUAGACGGCUGUACUCAGACCACCAUGGACAAGGGUAUCCAAACUGACCUGGCCUUACCACCUCUGCACCUUCAGGCCCCAGAGGCCAACCCUCAGGAGGUCAACGUGGUCUUCGAAGUGCUGGGCUCAGAUAUUCCCACCAUGUCUCAAGAGCAGGGCUAUGUCACGGGGAUACUUCAGAAGACAAAGGCAGAGGAAACGACAUGGAAAAUGGCAGCGCCUUCAGAACUUCAGGAAGAAAGCACUCACUGCAGGCCCCAGAGCCUUCCGGCACCCCCAUUAUCCCACUUGAGGUUUCAGAAAGCUCACUUUGGGCAGAACCUCCCUUCUGUGAGCCCUCAGGCUUCUCCUGAUGACUCCCUACCUCCCAAUUUCCAGCCAGAGGAUCCCUCCUGUCUGGCUAUUGGUAGCCUGAGCCUCAGUGGCUCCCAAUCCCCAGAGCCCUGUCCCAGUGCUGUGGAGUCUGUCAGGGAUCCUAAGGUCGAGAAGGAGCUGGGCACCAUGGGAAUGUUGUUGGUGGACAGGGCCUCCUCCCCAAUCCUCACGCUUAGUGCCAGCACCCAGGGGUUAGGGCUCCCCGCAGACUCUUUGUCACUCACAGCCCCCUCAGCAUGUCCUUUUGAAGGCCACCAGGGGCUUGUCUCCAGCCCAGACCUCCUUGACACCUCCAGGCCUCUAGUGGAUAAUCAUUCUCAAAGCACUGAUGGGGCAGGUGGCUCCCAGCAAGUGGGGGUUCCAUGUGGGGAAGGCAAGAGUCCCUUAGAAAGGAGCAAUUGCAGGUCAUUCCUUGAGAUGAGCCCCCCAGGCAGCCCACCGCAGAGCCCAAAACUCCCAGUCUGUUUCUUAGGGCAACUGCCUCAGCAGCUUCAGCCCAGGACCACCACCUUGGUUCAAAGAGAACUGCCAACACCCUCACUGAGGAGCACAAGUCAGAGGCUGGCUGAUGGCUUUGUGCCAGAGGACCCGGCUUCCUUAGAGGACAGCCUAGUGAGCAGUAGGGGGCCAAGUCAAUGGGAGAGCAAGACAGAAAAUGGGGGUGAGGGUCCAGCAUUACCAUUGGAGCCACAGUCCAGUCUGGACUUUCCAUCUUCAAGGGGAGGCCUCCAGCCCCUCAGCCCCUGCCCUGUCUCCGAGUUUACUGAUACAGCAGGGCUCCAGGCUUCCACUUUGGGCCCAACUGAGGCCUGCCAGUCUGAGGUGCUGCUGUGCCCCACUUCCCAGGUGUGCAGGGCCCCUGACCCCCAGCAUCAUGGCCCAAAGGACUUCCCAGUGCAUAACAAAUUUCCUCGGUGUGGGGUUCAGAAUGGCUCUCCUGAGGAUCUAGGUGUAAUGGAGUCACUAGAGACCAGAUGUGAUCUGAGCUCUGGAGAGCAGGGACAGAAGCCCCUACAACCUCCUGAUGACCAGAGCCGGGAUCCUCAGUCGUCCCAGAGGGAUCAGAUCCCCCUGCAAUCUGGGGCCCAGAACCUCUCACUCAGCAUGGAACUCACAGAAGCAAAACUGCACCGCGGCUUUGGGGAGGCAGAUGCCCUGCUGCAAGUGCUGCAGAGUGGGACAGGGGAGGCGCUCACUGCUGAAGAGCCUGUGCGGUCCACCUGGGAGGAGCUCUAUGCCCGGCAAAAACAAACAAUUGAGACCCUCCGGAGAGAAAGGGCUGAACGACUUCAGAACUUCCACUGGACACGGAGCCUCCAGCCCAACAGGGAUCUCCCCACCCGGGACCCUGACCUACCCAGCAGGCGCCGAGAAUACCUGCAGCAACUGAGGAAGGAUGUUGUGGAGACCACCAGGAGCCCAGGGUCGGCAUCACGGUCUGCUCACCCCGCCUCUGACAUAGCACUGAUGCUGCAAGAAUACCAGCGUGCUCGAGAGGAGGCCAAGGUGGAGAUUGCCCGGGCCCGGGCCCGGCUACGGGAGCGGACUGAGCAGGAGAAGCUGAGAAUCCGCCAGCAGAUCAUCUCCCAGCUGCUGAGGGAAGAAGAAAAGCUGCAUACCCUGGCCACGUCCAACUCCCUGUGUACCAGCUCCAAUGGAAGCCUCUCCUCUGGUGUUACUUCUGGCUACAAUAGCAGCACAGCCUUGCCAGACCAGCUCCAGUCCCCAGACAGUGUGGGGGACAUAAACUUGCCUGAUUCCAGUGACUCCUGGAUAGGGGAUGUUCGGGGCAGUUCCACAGUGAGGAACAGUCACCUGAGUCUGGCUGGGUCCACCUGGAAGAGCUUAGCUUACAGCCACAGAACCUCCCUGGGAAGCUGCUGCUGUUCUCCAUCCAGCCUCUCCAGCCUGGGGACCUGCUUCUCCUCCUCCUAUCAGGACUUGGCCAAGCACAUCAUAGACCUCUCUGUUGCUGAUGUGAUGGCUGCUUGCUCAGAUAAUCUGCACAACCUUUUCAGCGGCCAGGCAGCAGCUGGCUGGAACUAUCAGGGUGAGGAGCAGGAGGUCCAGCUUUACUACAAGAUGUUUUCUUCUACUCGGCAUGGCUUCCUGGGGGCAAGCGUGGUGUCCCAGCCACUGUCUCAUGUGUGGGCAGCUGUGAGUGAUCCGACCCUGUGGCCGCUUUACCACAAGCCCAUCCAGACAGCAAGGCUGCAUCAGCGUGUGACCAACAGCAUCAACCUGGUAUACUUGGUGUGCAAUACCACCCUGUGUGGCCUGAAGCAGCCGCGGGAUUUCUGCUGCGUCUGCGUGGAAGCCAAAGAGGUGCCUGUCUUGCUGAUGGGGCACCUGUCUGUCAUGGCAGCUCAGUCUGUUUAUGACACAUCCAUGCCGAGACCCAGGAGGGAGAUGGUCCGAGGGGAGAUCCUGCCUAGUGCCUGGGUUCUACAGCCUGUCACUGUGGAAGGAAAGGAGAUCACCAGAGUCAUCUACUUGGCCCAGGUAGAACUUGGCGCACCAGGCUUUCCCCAUCAGCUCCUGAGCUCCUUCAUCAAACAGCAGCCGCUGGUGAUAGCCAGACUGGCUUCCUUCCUUGGUAGUUAGCAUCUUACCGUCAAGAUGGUGCUGCAGAGCCGCAGGCCCAGGAUGCGCCAGUGACGCUAGGGUGGCUCUCAUCACUCUGUCCUGGGAUGCAAGGAGAGGCAAGGCUACCAGCUGUGGCUGACCAAGCAGAUAGCACUCAGACUGAGUGGCCAGCAAAGCCCCAACAGUACUUGGGUCACAGCUGGGGCUUCUGCAGAGCGAGGGGACCUGAGCUCUUGGCCCUGGCUGGCCAGAGUGAAUGAAGCUCAACUCACUGUUUUGGACUCCUUACCUUUCUUUCCUGCCCCUGGGACCCAGUGGCAGACAAGUUGCUUGAAGACCAGGAUUGGAUGCAGCCAGCAGAACUGGGGAAGGGCAGGUCUCUGGCACCAUGCUUCCUGGCUCUGGCCCAGCCCUCGGGCGGGGGGGGGAAGCAAGCAGCCAUUGGCCAGGACUGCUCGGAAUCUGCCUCCAGUGUUCAACUCCACUGCGGGAUGGAGUGUUAGAAAAUAGCAAACCAGAAAAAGGGUUUUAAAAAACAGCUGCACAAACCACAACAGUGUUUCAGAAUUGUUUCUCCUUUGGUUUUUUACAAAAUGCCUUAUUAAUUUUUGUUUUUUCCCCCCUUUCCUUUCCCUCACAGGAGAGGACAUUUGGGUCUUUGCCUCAUUCAAAGUAUUGAGCAAUGCUCAGUCUUGGAGCCAUCACUCCAGAGCUCAGAAUGGGCUGUAGAAGCAGGUUGGACAGAUUUGGGGUCAUGAAGGGGAAUCUAGGUCUUUGAGGAGGGGUAGGGAUGAGCAGCUAGUUGUUGGCUGCUGUCCACACAAGAGGAAUUUUAAAAAGCUUUUUGAAGACUAGAGAGAAGAUACUAGAACUCCUAGAGGAAGUACAUGACUUGUUAGGAGGAAUCUCAGUUCCAUUCCUCACCUCCCUCAGGGUCUUGGUGCCAGCCUUCAGUGGUCUCUUGGGCAUCCUGCUGCUGGGGUAGGAUGGGCUUGGCUUUCUUGUACCUCAGCCUGGCUGAACUUGAGCUUUGAGUUUGCCAUAUGGUGAUGUGGAAGUGGUUGGGGUGGGAGAGAGUCCCACCUUCCAUUCUGGUGCCCAGAGUCUUUGGUGGAAGAGGGCAACCAUAUGGGGUUGGAAAAGAUGUGGUGAAAAGGUUCCUGUAUGGUACAGUGCAGAGAUUUCUUUAGAAGUGUUAGCAGGAUUUUCUUUUUCUUUUACCUCAGAUUGUUACUUAUGUAAAACUGAAGGCUUUUUAAAUUGCCUUUAAGUGUAUUUUUCUGGUUCAUUUUUUUUUGUAUAUUUAACACCCUAUUUAUGUACUCCCAUCUCUGUUCAUAUAAAUCUUUAAAGAUGAG
Molecule: messenger RNA, 15483 nt
Organism: Neogale vison (American mink)
Lineage: Eukaryota; Metazoa; Chordata; Mammalia; Carnivora; Mustelidae
Gene: STARD9
Product: StAR related lipid transfer domain containing 9
Exons: 33
Coding region: 38-14143 (4701 amino acids)
Biological process (GO): microtubule-based movement; spindle assembly
Cellular component (GO): nucleus; centriole; cytoplasm
Molecular function (GO): microtubule motor activity; microtubule binding; lipid binding
Source: RefSeq, a predicted model, not a curated record